AUGCCAGGUGAGGAUCGACUUGGCGAUGCACAAUCAAGAUCAAAGGCAAGAAGAAAAUCUAAAGGACCAGCCCAGGCACUUGAUGGAGGAAUUGAGGAUGAGCUCGAUGCAAUGUUAGACAGUGCAUCAAAGGUGGUGACUCGUACAGCAGCAUCGUCAAAGCAAAAACCAGUUCAAAAGCCUGCAGUCGAAGCUACAGGAGGUUGGUCAAAUGAUGCCAAUAACGACGAUGAUCAAGGAGAUAUACCAAUUGAAGCUGCUAUGCCUCGACGAAGUAUCACUCGUCGAGCUCCUGAAGAAAUUGUUGCUGCUGAUAUUCCGACGAUCCCAAUGGACGAUGCUGAUGAUGACGAGAGGAUUGAUAUGGCUCCCGAAACUGAAGCUGCUCCUGAAUUCUCUGUUCAUCAAAUAGCAACGUUUAAGGAGAUCGAGAAAGAAUUUUCUCGUACACGCGCCAGUCAAUAUAUUGAUCCCAAAAUCGACAUAGGAAUUCUGUAUCACAAUCUUAACUUGCAAGAAGAAAUCGAUACUGAAGAUAGGAAAGUAUGGGAUUGGGAUAAACUUUUUGUUGAAGUUCGCAAUGCGAUAACAAAUCCGAUAAUUGAAUGA
Adineta ricciae is the source of this 609-nucleotide messenger RNA. NCBI's taxonomy places the organism in Eukaryota, Metazoa, Rotifera, Eurotatoria, Adinetida, Adinetidae. The record is from the annotation of a GenBank genome assembly.